CACAGCCCUCCUUCCAAUUGCUGGAGAGACAGGGGGAGUGAGAAAGAGAGAGAGUUUAAGGCAGGCUCUGCACUGGUGUUCUGGGCUAUUUCAACUUCAGGGCAACUUUAGAGAACUUCAGUUAUUUUUGGUUCUGGACGACAGCUGAGACCAGCUGAGCCUCCGGGAGGUGCUGAUGGUGAUGCAGAUGCAGAGGAUGAAGAUUCUGUUAAUGAAGUGGCAGUAGAAGACAUCCGUCCAAGGCCACAAGGAUCCUCUCCAGUUUAUGACUAUUCCAUAGAAGAAGAAUAUUUAAAGCUUCAAGAAGAAAACAAAAAAAAUUCUACAGACAAAUCAAAACAGAGUCAUCCACAGGAGACAAUGGAAGUGACCCUGGAAACAGAAGUGGAAGCUGGUGCUAGUGGUUUUAGUGUGACUGGUGGAGGAAAUGAAGGAAUAUUUAUUAAAAAAGUACUUAAGGAAUCUCCUGCUUCAAAAAUAUUUAGUCUGAGAGAAGGUGAUCAACUUCUAAGUGCUACCAUAUUUUUUGAUAAUAUCAAAUAUGAAGAUGCCCUCACGAUUCUCCAGUAUUCCGAGCCAUACAGAGUCCAAUUCAGCCUCAAAAGAAAAAUCGCUGGGAAAGAAGAGCUAGAACACAUUCACUCUACAGCCAAGUACAAAAACGAAAGAAUAAACCAGGAAAAAGAACUCAGUGAAAGCAUUCCUGAAGAAACAUUGCAUGUUUCAGGAAAAGACAUUUCAGAAGAAGACAAGGAAACAUUAAUUGCAAGCCAAAGGGUAGGAAGAAGCAAGAGACCUAAAAAAGACAGAUUAUCAUGGCCAAAAUUCCAGUCAAUCAAAAAUAAAAAGAUACUGGGGCACAGAAGAUCUCAUAGCACAUCAGAUGCAUAUGAGCCUGCUGUACAGGAUGUUUCCCCUACAAGCACAGACACAGAGUCUCAAUCUCAACAAGAAGUCCGUAUCAAAGAAAAAAAAGGGAGCCAAAAGAAACUGAAGUUCCCUAGCAUUGGGUUCAAAAUGCACAGAUCCAAACCAGAACCACAAGACAAGCAAAAAAAAGAAAUAAAAGCUACACUCUUAUCUGAAAGAGAAAAAAUACAUAAAGAAGAUAUCAGCCUGGAAAAUCCUGAAGUCCUAACUGUUGAAUAUACCAUGUCUCCUGGUUAUGAAAUUAAAACAGGUGAGGUACCCGAAACUUUAGCAAAAGACUUAAAAGACAUGAAAAAUGGCAUUCCAUCGCAAGCAAAAACAUGCCCUGAAGUUGAAAUAAGCAUUAAAAAAGAAAAAGACAAGGAAUCAACAUCAAAAUAUACUCUACCUGAAGUACCAGCUGCAACAACUCAGAUAUCAAAGCCCAGUUUAGAAACACCUGAUCUGAAAGAGAGCCCGACUAAAAAAACACAGCAAGCCUCAUCAAAAUCCCGAAAAAAGAAGCAGAAAGGAACAGCAGAUAAAACAGAAGAAGGAAGUGGAAUUAACAUAGACAAGAUGGGUCACACAGCACAAGGACUUAUACAGCCAGUAUCAGAAAAAACAGCUGAUACAAGAUCAGAGGAAAGCAGGAAUUUGGAUGUGAAACCUCACAUGCCUGAUGCAGAAUCAGAACUACCGACCUGGAAAAUACAAAUGCCAUCAUUCAAAAUGGCCAAAACACCGAAAGCUGGCAUGAAAAUAGCAAGAGAAGAAAGCACAUCUGAAUCAGCAGAUACUGUACAAAAAGCACAGACAGAAGAUGGAAUGCCCACAAGUGAUACAACUGUGAGGAUGGACAUUGAAAUGAAGACAGGGGAAAACGAUAUAGAGGGGAAAGAAAGCAAAUUCAGACUACCAAAGCUGAAAUUGCCUACAUUUACCUGGGCAACAACAAAGGAUGAGACAGGGCAAAAUGAACGUCACAUAAGAGACAGGGAAGAAAAAACGACAUCCCUAGAAGUGGAUGCAAAAACAGAGAUCAAUGUAUGCGCAAAAGAAAUUGAGGUUCCGAGCAAUGAAAUUGAAAUUGAGAUCUCCAAAGGAAUAACAAAUGACAAGGACAUGGGACAAAUGAGAGAAGUCCAGGUGCCAAGUAUGAAAAACGUAACCUUAAAAACUUUCUUAACAGAAAAUCACUUCGACGAAAGAGAAAAUGAAAUAUUGAUUAGCAAACCUGAUACAGAAAUAAAAAAGGAUGAAUUCAGUAUAUCACAACAGAAAUUAGAAGAAAUCUGUCAAGCUACACAAAUUGAGAUCAAAGCUCCCAAGGUGGACAUCAGCCUCCCAUCCGUUGACGUCAGCCUUCCAAAGGCCAGCGUUGACAUGCAGGCGCCCGAGGCGGUCCUCACCCUCGAAGGGGAAGCAAAGGCCCCAGAGAAGGAGGCCGCGAAGACCAAAGACGGCAAGUUCAAGAUGCCCAAGUUCGGCAUGCCUUCCUUUGGCUGGUCCAGCAGCAGAGAGGCCAAGGGCACGGCGGCCGCUGAA
Molecule: messenger RNA, 2457 nt
Organism: Pterocles gutturalis (yellow-throated sandgrouse)
Lineage: Eukaryota; Metazoa; Chordata; Aves; Pterocliformes; Pteroclidae
Product: protein AHNAK2-like
Exons: 8
Biological process (GO): regulation of RNA splicing
Cellular component (GO): cytoplasm; nucleus
Molecular function (GO): protein binding
Source: RefSeq, a predicted model, not a curated record